AUGGACAGAAGUGCGAGAAACAAGGUUGUUUCGGAGGUAUUCAGUAUGUUAAGAAGUAAAAACGAAUGUUCAGAUAAGGAAGAAGAGAAGUAUUCAACCUUGGCCAGCGAGGCCUGUAGAGAGGCGGUUGAUACAUUUUCAUUAGUGGAUGACUCUUCAUAUGACAAGCCGGCAUAUUCGUAUGCUACACUCAUUACCCAGGCCAUUAUAGAUAGCAGUGAGCGGAAACUAACCCUGCGUGAGAUAUAUGCUUGGAUUAUGAACAAGUAUCCGUACUUUAGAAGACAGCGAGGUGGGUGGCAGAAUUCAAUUAGGCACAACCUUUCGCUGAACAAGUGUUUCUAUAAGAUACCACGAGCGCACAACGAUCCUGGGAAAGGGUCUUACUGGACAGUAGAUUCAGAGUACUUGAAUGUGUUCAAUCCGAAUACUAAAUCACGACGACCGGCUGAGUCUGCUUUUAGAGAGGCAGAUGCUGGGUUUAAGAAGUUUUCUGAUAGUAAGUCUUCGUUUUCAGAGAUGCUUAAUACUGAGAAGAACUUCUUUGAUUCCAUAGGGGUUUCGGAUAAGCAUAUGUUUUCCAAAUCGUUCGAUUCUUCGAUCUUUGAUGGUAACCUUAGAGAUAUCAAUGAUGAUAGUUUUGAAAAGAUUCUUACUCAGAAUGAAGACUCUAUCCAUGGCGGGACUUCACAGUUCUUCAAGUUUACCAAGUAG
This is a messenger RNA of Nematocida homosporus, 714 nucleotides long. RefSeq lists its product as uncharacterized. Bases 1 to 714 code for a protein of 237 amino acids. Gene Ontology annotation, molecular function: RNA polymerase II cis-regulatory region sequence-specific DNA binding; DNA-binding transcription factor activity, RNA polymerase II-specific. Gene Ontology annotation, biological process: regulation of transcription by RNA polymerase II. The record is from RefSeq and is a predicted model, not a curated record. The transcript has a single exon. NCBI's taxonomy places the organism in Eukaryota, Fungi, Microsporidia.